CAUAAUAUCAUAAUUAAUGCCGACUUAAGCUACAACCAUCAUCAAGUGUGUUGUAGUAUUUUGACAGACACCUACUGUUAGACUACACCAUUGAGUUCACACGAUGGCUCAAUUACCGCCGCAGACGAUCCAUAGGGAUCCCCAGCUUUUCUACUGGAUCCUGCUUCCGAUUACUGCUGUGAUGAUUCUAACUGGCGUUCUGCGAUACUAUGCCACCGUCCUCAUGCAAACGCCUCCCAAGAAGCUCGACCAGAAAGCCACGAGAGAGCAACGGUCUCUACUACAUGGUAUCGCCGUGCGUAGUAACUUUCACGUAUUAUCUGCACCAUCUUUCCGCGUGAGGAGAGACUACCUCAUCAAUGCCUACGAAUCCGGCGCUUUCCUGAAAGAUCCCGAGCGUCGCGGCCAGCCUCCCCCGAACCCGAUGACCGAUCCCGGUGCCAUGGACGGCAUGAUGGGUAUGAUGAAGAAUAACAUGGCCAUGAUGAUUCCGAACACCCUUAUCAUGAGCUGGAUCAAUGCCUUCUUCAGUGGAUUUGUUAUCAUCAAGCUACCUUUCCCUCUUACCAUCAAGUUCAAGAGUAUGUUACAGGCCGGCGUCGCAACCAAGGAAAUGGAUCCCAGAUGGAUGUCGAGUAUCAGUUGGUACUUCUUGUGCUACUUUGGUCUGCAAUUUGUAUUCAACUUCUUGCUCGGGAAUGAGAACGCUGCCAACCAGAUGGCCCAACAGAUGUCGGGAAUGGGGCCCCAAAACGCCCAAAUGUUCGGGCCUGGUGUUGAUCCUGAUAAACAGUUCAAGACGGAGGCUGAAAACCUUGCUGUGGUUGAACAUUACUCGGUCUUGGACGGAGUAGAAGAUCGAUUACUCGAGGGUAUCAAGUCUAAAUAAGAGGGCUGAGUAGCUAAUCAGCCAAACCUACGCAAGUAGCGAUUCCCAACCAAACGCCACCAUAUGCAGUUGUAUACAGUUAGUUAAAGAAAGCACCUAUGAAAUCACUCCCACCACAAACAGACCCCGAGACCUUCCUUCAUCAUAGUCCCCUUUAUGCGGUAAGGGGAUAGCUUCUUCGCCUUGUCGACUGCUUCUUCCUCGGCACUCUCAGGAGUCUGGUCGUGCCAUUCCUCUUCAAUUACCUGGAGGCGAACCAUCUCGUUCUUGUCGUACCACAUCGGAUCACCCUCGGGGUCAUAGAUCCAUGUCCACGCAUUCUCAUUAUGGUUGCUAGAGGGUGGUGAGUCCACUUGCAAUGAAUAUGAAUAUAGAAUAGACCGGGUGGUACCUACUAUUGUGUGUUUUCGGGUAACUCCUUAUACUCCACAAAUAUAUCUUCAAAGAAUUCAGUGCGGACUGGUAUUAGUUAGUGGUAGUUUUCUAUGAAGGUGCGAGAAGUUUGAUGGAGAACAUACUGUGGAUUCCAUCUUGACUGGCUUCACUGAUCCUCCCAAACACGGUCUCACCCUUGAAGGGCCUGAAGACGAUCAUACGAAACUCGACUAUUAUCUAAAAGUUAGCAUUGCUGUUUACGAGCUGUUUCCUCGUAAUAAAAUAAAUAGAAGAUGAGAUAUACCGUUGA
This is a messenger RNA of Daldinia loculata, 1574 nucleotides long. RefSeq lists its product as uncharacterized. The annotation marks the transcript as partial. The record is from RefSeq and is a predicted model, not a curated record. Gene Ontology annotation, biological process: protein folding in endoplasmic reticulum. The transcript has 4 exons. Gene Ontology annotation, cellular component: EMC complex; membrane. NCBI's taxonomy places the organism in Eukaryota, Fungi, Ascomycota, Sordariomycetes, Xylariales, Hypoxylaceae.